GGUGGCUUGCAGUAGUGCUGCGCGAGAAGGGAAAAGUGACGCGGCCACCCUGGAACUUAUGCUCCGCGAGCCUCUUAAAAUGAAUGAAAAUAAACCUGGUGACUCACAGACUCUUGCUUGUGUUUUCUGCCGAAAAAAUGAUGACUGUCCUAAUAAAUAUGGAGAAAAGAAAACAAAUGAGAAGUGGAAUCUCACUGUACAUUACUAUUGUUUGUUGAUGUCAAGUGGAAUUUGGCAGAGAGGUAAAGAAGAAGAGGGAGUUUAUGGUUUUCUAAUAGAAGACAUCAGGAAGGAAGUGAAUAGAGCAUCUAAAUUGAAAUGCUGUGUUUGUAAGAAAAAUGGUGCUUCAAUUGGAUGUGUUGCACCUCGAUGUAAAAGAAGUUAUCAUUUCCCAUGUGGACUUCAGAGAGAAUGUAUUUUCCAGUUUACUGGCAACUUUGCGUCAUUUUGUUGGAAACAUCGACCUGUUCAAAUAAUUGCAUCCAAUAAUUACAGAGAUUCCUUACCAUGCACCAUUUGUUUGGAAUAUAUUGAGCCUGUUCCUACUUAUAACAUACUACGAAGUCCAUGUUGUAAGAAUGCUUGGUUUCACAGAGACUGUUUACAGGUUCAAGCAAUAAAUGCAGGAGUGUUUUUCUUCAGGUGUACAAUAUGCAGUAAUACUGACACCUUUCAGAAAGAGAUGUUAAGAAUGGGAAUUCACAUUCCUGAAAAGGAUGCAUCUUGGGAAUUAGAGGAAAAUGCUUAUCAAGACCUUCUGCAGCACUAUGAGCACUGUGAUGUUCGAAGAUGUCGUUGCAAAGAAGGGCGAGACUAUAAUGCACCUGAUAGCAAAUGGGAAAUAAAACGCUGUCAGUGUUGUGGUUCUAGUGGAACACAUUUAGCCUGUUCCUCACUACGAUCAUGGGAACAAAAUUGGGAGUGUUUGGAAUGUAGAAGUAUUAUCUACAAUUCAGAUUUCCAAAAAGCAAAAAAACAUGCAUUAUCCAACUCUAAUAAUGUGGCAAUUACUGAUUGUUUGUUGGAAGAGUCAUCACCUAAGUUACCCAGACAGUCACCUGGAGCUCAGCGUAAAGACCUGCUGAGGCAAGGCAGCAAGUUUAGAAGAGAUAUUUCGACUAUUCUGAUAGAGUUAGGAUUCCAAAUUAAAAAAAAACCUAAAAGAUUAUUUAUCAACAAAGCCAAUAUAUGGAAUAGUGCCUUAGAUGUAUUCAGGAAUCAAAAGUUUAAUCCUUCAUACGCAAUUGAAAUAAUGUAUGUUAAUGAAAAUGAUAAGUUUGCAAGAGAGCUUCCUGGAUCAAAGCAGGAAUUUCUGAGUCUUUUGAUGCAACAUCUUGAGAACUCAUCAUUGUUUGAAGGGUCCUUAUCAAAGAACUUGUCUCUAAAUUCUCAAGCUCUGAAAGAGAAUCUUUACUAUGAAGCUGGAAAAAUGCUUGCCAUUUCUUUGGUUCAUGGUGGUCCUUCACCUGGUUUCUUUUCUAAAACCCUGUUUAACUGCCUUGUUUAUGGACCAGAAAAUACCCAACCAAUUUUAGAUGAUGUUUCAGACUUUGAUGUAGCACAAAUUAUAGUAAGGAUAAAUACUGCAACAAAUAUGACUGACUUAAACUCAGUAGUAAAUGAAUGCUACAACUACCUAGAGCUUAUUGGAUGUCUUAGACUUUUAACAACAUUAAGUGAUAAGUAUAUGUUGGUAAAAGACAUACUUUUCUACCAUGUAAUUAAGAGAGUCCAAGCACCCUUUGAAAGUUUUAAGCAGGGUCUGAAAACUCUUGGUGUUUUGGAAAAAAUUCAGACUUACCCAGAAGCAUUUUGUAACAUCCUCUGUCAUAAACCUGAGAAUCUUUCUGCAAAGAUCCUUAGAGAUCUUUUUACAGUACACACAUUACCUGAUGUACAAGCUUUGGGGUUUUGGAACAGUUACUUACAGACCGUUGAGGAUGGCAAAUCUGCAACAACAAUGGAAGACAUUCUUAUUUUUGCAACUGGUUGCAGUUCCAUUCCACCUGCAGGAUUUAAACCCACUCCUUCAAUUGAGUGUCUUCAUAUGGAUUUUCCUGUUGGAAACAAGUGUAAUAACUCUUUAACUCUUCCAAUCACCAGUACAUAUAAAGAGUUUCAAGAAAAUAUGGACUUCGCCAUAAGAAACACUCUAAGACUAGGAAAGGAAGAAAGUUCUCAUUACAAUGAACAUUAAAAUGUUUCUUUGAACAAAGAGAUGCUUCUUUAAAAGCUGCUAUUAAAAACUUUCUUUUGUUUCAAAAAUCUAUUAAUCAUCAGUUUUGAACAAACUUGUCACCUUCUUGACCCAAUAAAAUUUAUGAUAUAAACAUAAAGGAAUGUUUUGGCCAUUUAAACAAAACAGAAGUUUUUUCAAUUAAGGCAUUCUAGUCAAAAUUGGUGAUGUUUUUCUGUUUUCUUAAUGUACAGGCUUCAUAAUCUUCAAUGUAAUUACUUUUAGAAUGGUUGUACAAAUUUGAUUCAGGUAUAAUAGCAUGGCAGGUGCCAUUUUCAAAUUUUUCUUUAUUUUAAAGCAUUAAAUAGAAGAGCUAAUUGAUUAAAUCCUGCUUUAGGAAUCAGGCAUAGAUUCUGGGGUUUAUACAUUAUAUUUAUGCUUUUCAAAGAUGGCACUAAAUCCAUUGCUAAAAUAUUUCUAGAUCACUGAUUUAUGUUAAAAUUACCCACACUGCAAUUAGGUUAUUUCUAAUAGGAAGUAUUAUAUAAAAAGCAGAAUUGCACAAAAUUGUCUGGAUUCUGGGCAUGUUCCAGAGGCUUAAAAACACUUCUGAGGUGGAUACAAUGUAACUGAAAAUACCUAAGAGAAUAGUAUCUUCUAAGUCUUGGUUUUAAUCAUAGACCUUUUUAAAAAAAACUGGUAUUCAGUAUGUCUAAUCCAUAAUCACUUUAGGUAUCUGAAUGAUCUCUGUGGAUUAUAAUGUGUUAUACAUGGGUUUUGACAUUAUUAAGGUGGUUGUAUUAUAGGCAAACCAGCUCCAUACCAUUGUACAAUUAUCUUCUUUACCCUAGAAAGAUAUCUUUUUAUAUAAGCAAUGUAUAAAGUAAAAAAGAAUAUAAAUAAAGUAAAAAAUACAAACAGAAUGAAAAUCCCACUGUAAUCUCACCAUACAGAUUAGUAUUGUUUCUGUAUAUUCAUCUAUAAACUCCUGUCUUGUCUAUUUUUAACAAUAGUAAUGCUACUAAAAUUAACAAGAAAUCAUGUAAAAAUAAUUUGAAGAUAUAUAGUUUCAUACUCAUGUUCCCAUAGUUGUGCUCCUACCAAAAAAAUUGAGAAAUUGGAUGUCCUUAAUCUAUUAUCAGAUCCCAAUCUAUUAUGAAAUAUAAACGAGACAAAGCCCUGGUUUUCUGCUAAAGUAAAUCAUUAUAUAGUAGGUAAAGCAUUAUGAGAGAUAAAAUGUUUUAACCACAAUUUUCUUGCUACAUUUAAGUAUUAGCUAUGAUCAUAAUCUCAUCCUCCCCAAGAUGAGACUCCCCAAUACUCAAAUUAUUAAUAUUUUUUAAAGAAAAUUACCAAGAUUGACUUAUGGUAAUACAUCUCUUAAAACCAAAGGAAAAUGAAAACAAUCCUAACGUAAUUUCCCUUAUUACCUCAUAUUUUUCAAAUUGUACUAACAGACCUAGCAAAUUACUUACUUUAGUUAUUUAACAAUAUUAAUAAACAAGGCAUUUCUUUGCCAUGUGUUAAAUUGUUAGAUUAUCAAAAGUAAUUAAAGGGUCAGUUAUUUUAAAAGUUUAAUAUCUAAUAUAAACCUCAAGCUCACCAAAGAGCUUUUAUUCAAAAUGUUUUGAUAAAUCAGGUAUUUUAUUUCUUAAUGCAUCUAGUUUUUAUAAAAAUUUAAAAGCCAUUAAAUCAAUAUAAUCCUCCCCCCCAAAAAAAACAAUUAGAUCUACUUUCUGGUUUGUAGUUUUGAUUAAUUUCCCCUUGUAUACUAAUUAAAACCAAUACAAUACUCGCAUGCUUUGUGAAGGUGGGGGUAGGGACUAGGAGCAACAUGCUUGGUUAAUAAUAAUUAAAACUGGUAUUUCAUUUCCUCCUUACACUUAAGUAUAGAGAAGGCCUUAGUAUAAGAUGGUGUAAGUAAUAAUUCAGAAUAUUAGCCUCUUAAAGUGAAAUGUAAAUAUAUUGUAAAAUGUUUUCUGGUUUGAAGGAUGUCCUGUUAUGAUUUUUAGGUUAAUCUGUACAGUCAAGGCAUAUCAGAGAAACCUGUUGGUUAUUUAUUUUCUGCAGUGUUACUUUGUCAAAUGGUUUGUGUUAUUCUGUUCCUAUUCGUUUUACAGCACAAUUCUUAACUGAUGCGGAAUUUUAUAAAGGAAUUAUGCUACAAA
Messenger RNA from Marmota flaviventris (yellow-bellied marmot), 4344 nucleotides. It is a transcript of the gene G2e3, whose product is annotated as G2/M-phase specific E3 ubiquitin protein ligase. The record is from RefSeq and is a predicted model, not a curated record. Gene Ontology annotation, molecular function: ubiquitin-protein transferase activity. Lineage: Eukaryota; Metazoa; Chordata; Mammalia; Rodentia; Sciuridae. Gene Ontology annotation, cellular component: nucleus.